GGGGGGUUGUCUCCUCCUUCUCCCCAGCUGCUGCUGCUCACUCAGCUCACAAGUCUGGGCCAGGGGGCAGAGCGGCCGCGACUCCCCUGGUUCCUGAGAAGUGGAUCCGCUGGGGCCACCGCGAUGCCAGGAGCCGCCAGGGUCCUCCUGGUCCUGCUGCUCAGCGGGGGCUUCGGGGGCGGCAGGACGCAGCGCCCGCAGCAGCAGCAAGAGCUGCGGCGGCAGCCACCCGCGCAUCAGCAAAGAGGUUUGUUCCCUGCUGUUUUAAAUCUUGCUUCCAAUGCUCUCAUCACCACAAACGCAACAUGUGGAGAAAAAGGACCCGAAAUGUAUUGCAAGUUGGUGGAACACGUCCCUGGGCAGCCUGUGAGGAACCCUCAAUGUCGAAUCUGCAAUCAAAAUAGCAGCAAUCCAUACCAGAGACACCCGAUUACAAAUGCUAUUGAUGGAAAAAACACUUGGUGGCAGAGUCCCAGUAUUAAGAAUGGAAUCGAAUACCAUUAUGUGACAAUUACACUGGAUUUGCAGCAGGUGUUCCAGAUUGCGUAUGUGAUUGUGAAAGCAGCUAACUCCCCUCGGCCUGGAAACUGGAUUCUGGAACGCUCACUGGAUGAUGUUGAUUACAAACCCUGGCAGUAUCAUGCUGUGACGGACACAGAAUGCCUGACCCUUUACAACAUUUAUCCCCGCACCGGACCACCAUCAUAUGCCAAAGACGAUGAGGUCAUCUGCACUUCUUUUUAUUCCAAGAUACACCCCUUAGAAAAUGGAGAGAUUCACAUCUCUUUGAUCAAUGGGCGACCCAGUGCUGAUGAUCCUUCUCCUGAACUGCUAGAAUUUACUUCUGCUCGCUAUAUUCGCCUGAGAUUUCAGAGAAUCCGCACCUUGAAUGCCGAUUUGAUGAUGUUUGCUCACAAAGAUCCAAGAGAAAUUGACCCCAUUGUUACGCGAAGAUAUUACUACUCCAUCAAGGAUAUUUCGGUUGGAGGGAUGUGCAUCUGCUAUGGUCAUGCCAGGGCUUGUCCACUUGAUCCAGUGACAAAUAAAUCCCGCUGUGAAUGCGAGCAUAACACGUGUGGUGAUAGCUGUGAUCAGUGCUGUCCUGGAUUCCAUCAGAAACCUUGGCGAGCAGGCACUUUCCUGACCAAAACUGAAUGUGAAGCCUGCAAUUGUCAUGGGAAAGCCGAAGAAUGCUAUUAUGAUGAAAAUGUUGCCAGAAGAAAUCUGAGUUUAAAUAUACGCGGAAAGUACAUUGGAGGGGGUGUGUGCAUUAAUUGUACACGAAACACUGAUGGUAUAAACUGCGAGACAUGCAUUGAUGGUUUCUUCAGACCCAAAGGGGUGUCUCCAAAUCAUCCAAGACCAUGCCAGCCAUGCCACUGUGAUCCAGUUGGUUCCUUAAAUGAAGUCUGUGUCAAGGAUGAAAAACGUGCUCGACGAGGUCUGGCACCUGGUUCCUGCCAUUGCAAACCUGGCUUCAAAGGGGUGAGCUGUGAUCGGUGUGCCAGGGGCUACACCGGCUACCCGGACUGCAGACCCUGUAACUGCAGUGGUGCAGGGAGCACAAAUGAGGACCCUUGUUUUGGACCCUGUAAAUGCAAGGAAAAUGUCGAAGGAGGAGACUGCAGUCGCUGCAAAUCCGGCUUCUUCAAUUUGCAAGAGGAUAAUCAUAAAGGCUGUGAUGAGUGUUUCUGUUCAGGGGUUUCAAACAGAUGUCAGAGCUCCUACUGGACCUAUGGCAAUAUACAAGACAUGAGUGGCUGGUAUCUGACUGACAUCUCUGGCCACAUUCAAGUGGCUCCCCAGCAGGAUGACAUGGAUCCACCUCGGCAGAUCAGCAUCAGCAGCAGUGAGGCCCGACGAGCCCUGCCCCAGAGCUACUUUUGGAGCGCACCAGCUCCAUACCUGGGAAACAAGCUCACAGCAGCUGGAGGAGAGUUGACAUUUACCGUAUCAUACGACCUCGAAGAAGAAGAAGAUGAUGAUACAGAACGCAUCCUCCAGCUUAUGAUUAUCUUAGAGGGAAAUAAUUUGAGAAUCAGCACAGCCCAAGAUGAGGUGUAUCUGAAACCCUCUAAAGAACAUAUUAAUGUGCUGACACUUAAAGAAGAAUUAUUUACCAUACACGGCACAAAUUUCCCAGUCAGUAGAAAAGAGUUUAUGACAGUACUGGCGAAUUUAAAGAGAGUCCUCAUACAAAUCACAUACAGCCUUGGGAUGGAUGCCAUCUUCAGGUUAAGCUCUGUUGGUCUUGAAUCUGCCGGCCCUUAUCCUACUGACAGAAGCUUUGCAGCAGCUGUGGAAGUUUGUCAGUGUCCACCAGGGUAUACUGGCUCCUCCUGUGAAGCCUGUUGGCCUAGGCACAGACGAGUUAAUGGGACGAUUUUUGGUGGCAUCUGUGAACCCUGUCAGUGCUUUGGUCACGCGGAAUCCUGUGAUGAUAUCACUGGAGAAUGCCUGAACUGUAAGGAUCACACAGGUGGCCCAUAUUGCAAUAAAUGUCUUCCUGGUUUCUAUGGUGAUCCUACUAAAGGAACCUCUGACGACUGUCAGCCGUGUGCCUGUCCACUCAAUAUCCCAUCCAAUAACUUUAGCCCGACAUGCCAUUUGGACCGAAGUCUUGGAUUGAUCUGUGAUAAGUGCCCUGUUGGGUACAUAGGACCACGCUGUGAGAGGUGUGCAGAAGGCUAUUUUGGACAACCCUCUGUACCCGGAGGAUCAUGUCAGCCAUGUCAAUGCAAUGACAACCUUGACUUCUCCAUCCCUGGCAGCUGUGACAGCUUGUCUGGCUCCUGUCUGAUAUGUAAGCCGGGUACAACAGGCCGGUACUGUGAGCUUUGUGCUGAUGGAUAUUUUGGAGACGCAGUUGAUGCAAAGAACUGUCAGCCUUGUCACUGUAAUGCCAAUGGCUCUUUCUCCGAUGUUUGCCAUACUCGGACAGGACAGUGUGAAUGCAAGCCCAACGUGCAGGGGCGGCGGUGUGAUGAAUGUAAGCCUGAAACCUUUGGCCUCCAAUCAGCAAGGGGAUGCAUCCCCUGCAACUGCAAUUCCUUUGGGUCUAAAUCCUUCGACUGUGAAGAGAGUGGGCAGUGUUGGUGCCAGCCUGGAGUAACAGGAAAGAAAUGUGAUCGCUGUGCCCACGGCUAUUUCAACUUCCAAGAAGGCGGAUGCACAGCUUGUGACUGUUCUCAUCUGGGUAACAAUUGUGACCCAAAGACUGGUCAAUGCAUUUGUCCUCCCAAUACCAUUGGAGAGAAGUGUUCUAAAUGUGCCCCUAAUACCUGGGGCCACAGCAUUAUCACUGGUUGUAAGGCUUGUAACUGCAGCUCGAUAGGCUCUUUGGAUUUCCAAUGCAAUGUAAACACAGGCCAAUGCAACUGUCGUCCAAAAUUCUCUGGUGCAAAAUGUACAGAGUGCAAUCGAGGUCACUGGAACUACCCUCACUGUAGUCCCUGUGACUGCUUCCUGCCAGGGACUGAUGACUCAAGCUGUGAUUUAGAGACUAAAAAAUGCUCCUGCAUCGAUCAGACUGGGCAGUGUACUUGUAAGGUGAAUGUGGAAGGUGUCCACUGUGACAGGUGCCGGCCUGGCAAAUUUGGACUUGACGCCAAGAAUCCACUUGGCUGCAGCAGCUGCUAUUGCUUCGGUGUUACUACUCAGUGCUCUGAAGCAAAAGGACUGAUCCGUACGUGGGUGACUCUGCAGCCUGAGCAGACCAUUCUGCCCCUGGUGGAUGAGGCACUGCAGCAUACAACUACCAAAGGCAUCGCUUUUCAACAUCCAGAGAUUAUUGCACACAUGGAGCUGGUGAGACAAGACCUCCAUUUGGAACCUUUUUAUUGGAAACUUCCAGAACAAUUUGAAGGAAAGAAGCUGAUGGCCUAUGGUGGCAAACUCAAGUAUGCAAUCUAUUUUGAGGCUCGGGAAGAGACAGGUUUCUCUACAUAUAAUCCUCAAGUUAUCAUUCGAGGCGGGACUCCAACUCAUGCGAGAAUUAUCAUUAGGCAUAUGGCUGCUCCUCUGAUUGGCCAGUUGACAAGACAUGAAAUUGAAAUGACAGAGAAAGAAUGGAAAUAUUAUGGUGAUGAUCCUCGAGUCAGUAGAACUGUGACCCGUGAAGAUUUCUUGGAUAUCCUAUAUGAUAUCCAUUAUAUUCUCAUCAAAGCUACCUAUGGAAAUAUCAUGAGACAAAGCAGGAUUUCUGAAAUCUCAAUGGAGGUAGCUGAACAAGGACGCAUCACAGCAGUGACCCCUCCAGCGCACUUGAUAGAAAGAUGUGAUUGUCCUCCAGGCUAUUCUGGCUUGUCUUGUGAGGCAUGCAUGCCAGGAUUUUAUCGACUGCGUUCUAAGCCGGGUGGCCUGACCCCUGGACCAACCCUGGGCACCUGUGUUCCGUGUCAGUGUCAUGGACACAGCAGCCUGUGUGACCCUGAAACCUCCAUAUGCCAGAAUUGUCAACAUCACACUGCCGGUGACUUCUGUGAACAGUGUGCUCCUGGAUACUAUGGCAUUGUCAAGGGAUUGCCAGAUGACUGUCAGCAGUGUGCUUGCCCUCUGAUUUCUUCCAGCAACAAUUUCAGCCCCUCCUGUGUCCUGGAAGGUCUGGAUGAUCACCGCUGCACCGCUUGCCCGCGGGGUUAUGAGGGCCAGUACUGCGAACGGUGUGCCCCUGGCUAUGCCGGCAGCCCAAGUAGCCCUGGAGGCUCCUGCCAAGAAUGUGAGUGUGACCCCCAUGGCUCGCUGCCAGUCCCCUGUGACCCUGUCACAGGGAUCUGCAGGUGUCGACCAGGAGCCACGGGGCCGAAGUGUGACGGCUGCAAACACUGGCAUGCGCGCGAGGGCAUGGAGUGUGUUUUUUGUGGAGAUGAAUGCACCGGCCUUCUUCUCGGUGACUUGGCUCGCCUGGAGCAGAUGGCCAUGAGCAUCAACCUCACUGGUCCGCUGCCCGCUCCAUAUAAAAUCCUGUAUGGUCUCGAAAAUAUGACUCAAGAACUCAAGCAUUUGCUCUCACCUCAGCGGGCCCCAGAGAGGCUCAUUCAGUUGGCAGAAGGCAAUCUGAACACACUGGUGACAGAAAUGAAUGAACUUCUGACCAGGGCUACCAAAGUGACAGCAGAUGGUGAGCAAACUGGACAGGAUGCUGAGAGAACGAACACGAGAGCAAACUCCUUAGGAGAAUUCAUUAAGGACCUUGCCCGGGAUGCAGAAGCUGUAAAUGAAAAAGCUGUAAAACUAAAUGAAACUCUAGGAACUCAAGAAAAGGCCUUUGAGAGAAAUUUGCAAGACCUCCAGAAUGAGAUUGAUCAGAUGAUGACAGCACUGAGGAGGAGAAAUCUAGAUACACAAAAGGAAGUUGCUGAAGAUGAGUUGGUAGCUGCAGAAGGCCUUCUGAAGAAAGUAAAGAAGCUGUUUGGAGAGUCCCGGGGGAAGAAUGAAGCAAUGGAGAAGGAUCUUCAGGAGAAAUUGGCAGACUACCAAAACAAGGUUGAUGAUGCUUGGGACCUGUUGAGAGAAGCCACAGAUAAAAUCAGAGAAGCUAAUCUCUUAUCUGCAGAAAACCAGAAAAACAUGACUGCUUUGGAGAAAAAGAAAGAGGCAAUCGAGAGCGGCAAACGACAAACUGAAAACACUUUAAAAGAAGGCAACGACAUACUUGAGGAAGCCAACCGUCUUGCAGAUGAAAUCAACUCUGUCAUAGAUUAUGUGCAAGACAUUCAAACUAAAUUGCCAACCAUGUCUGAGGAUCUGCAAGAUAAAAUAGAUGACCUCUCCCAAGAAAUAAAGGACAGGAAGCUUGCUGAGAAGGUGUCCCAGGCUGAGAGCCAUGCAGCUCAGUUAAAUGAUUCAUCUGCUGUACUUGACGGAAUACUUGAGGAGGCUAAAAACAUCUCCUUCAAUGCCACUGCAGCCUUCAAAGCUUACAGCAAUAUUAAGGACUAUAUUGAUGAAGCUGAGAAAAUUGCCAAAGAAGCCAAAGUUCUUGCACAUGAAGCCACAGAACUGGUAAGAAACAAAUAUCAAGUCAGGUCUACUCAGGUGUUCAUUAAAGGGGUGCCAAAAAACAAUGACCAUCUGAAUGGCUUAACAACCAGAUUAGAAAUGCCAUGACAGAAACAGGAUCUCCUGAGAGCUUUGAAUGACACUUUGGAAAAGUUAUCAGCCAUUCCAAAUGACACAGCUGCUAAACUGCAAGCCGUUAAAGACAAAGCAAGACAAGCCAAUGACACAGCUAAAGAUGUACUGGCACAGAUUAAAGAUCUCCCAAACCUUGAUGGCCUGAAGAAAAAUUACAAUCAACUGGCAGACAGCGUAGCCAAAACAAAUGCCGGUAUAAAAGAUCCUUCGAGAACAAAAGUCAUUGCAGAUGCAGGUGCCACUGUGAAAAAUCUAGAACAAGAAGCUGAUCGACUAAUAGAUAAGCUCAAACCCAUUAAGGAACUUGAGGAUAACCUGAAGAAAAACAUCUCUGAGAUAAAAGAAUUGAUAAACCAAGCCCGGAAACAAGCCAAUUCCAUCAAAGUAUCUGUGUCUUCUGGGGGUGACUGCAUUCGAACAUACAAGCCAGAAAUCAAGAAAGGAAGCUACAAUAAUAUCAUUGUCAAUGUAAAGACGGCUGUUGCUGACAACCUCCUUUUUUAUCUUGGAAGUGCCAAAUUUAUUGACUUUCUGGCUAUAGAAAUGCGCAAAGGCAAAGUCAGCUUCCUUUGGGAUGUUGGAUCCGGAGUUGGACGUGUAGAGUAUCCAGAUUUGACUAUUGAUGAUUCAUAUUGGUACCGUAUUGAGGCAUCAAGAACUGGGAGAAAUGGAACUAUUUCUGUGAGAGCUCUGGAUGGACCCAAAGCCAGUAUGGUGCCUAGUACAUACCAUUCAGCAUCACCUCCGGGGUACACUAUUCUAGAUGUGGAUGCAAAUGCAAUGCUCUUUGUGGGUGGCUUGACCGGAAAAUUGAAGAAGGCUGAUGCUGUGCGCGUGAUUACAUUCACUGGCUGUAUGGGAGAAACGUACUUUGACAGCAAACCUAUAGGGUUGUGGAACUUCCGAGAAGUAGAAGGUGAUUGCAAAGGAUGUACUGUCAGUCCUCAGGUAGAAGAUAGCGAGGGGACUAUUCAGUUUGAUGGAGAAGGCUAUGCACUGGUCAGCCGCCCCAUUCGCUGGUUCCCAAACAUCUCCACUGUCAUGUUCAAGUUCAGGACAUUUUCUUCAAGUGCUCUCCUGAUGUACCUUGCUACACGAGACCUGAAAGAUUUCAUGAGUGUAGAGCUCACUGAUGGGCACAUAAAAGUCAGCUAUGAUCUGGGUUCAGGAAUGGCUUCCGUUGUCAGCAAUCAAAACCAUAAUGACGGGAAAUGGAAAUCAUUCACCUUGUCAAGAAUUCAAAAACAAGCCAACAUAUCCAUUGUCGACAUAGAUACUAACCAGGAGGAGACCAUAGCAACUACAUCUCCUGGAAAUAACUUCGGUCUUGACUUGAAAGCAGAUGAUAAGAUAUACUUUGGUGGUCUGCCAACUCUGAGGAACUUGAGUAUGAAAGCAAGGCCAGAAGUAAAUUUGAAGAAAUAUUCUGGCUGCCUCAAAGAUAUUGAAAUUUCAAGAACUCCAUAUAAUAUACUUAGCAGCCCUGAUUAUGUGGGAGUUACCAAAGGAUGUUCGCUGGAGAAUGUUUACACAGUUAGCUUCCCCAAGCCUGGUUUUGUGGAGCUGUCCCCUGUGCCGAUUGAUGUAGGAACAGAAAUCAACCUGUCCUUCAGCACCAAGAAUGAGUCCGGGAUCAUUCUCUUGGGAAGUGGAGGGACACCGGCACCACCUAGGAGGAAACGAAGGCAGACUGGACAGGCCUAUUACGCGAUAUUCCUGAACAAGGGCCGUCUGGAAGUGCAUCUCUCCACAGGGGCACGAACAAUGAGGAAAAUUGUCGUCAAACCAGAGCCAAGUCUGUUUCAUGAUGGGAGAGAACAUUCUGUUCAUGUGGAGAGAACUCGAGGCAUCUUUACUGUUCAAGUCGAUGAAGACAGAAGGCAUAUGCAAAAUCUGACAGUAGAACAGGCGAUAGAAGUUAAAAAGCUUUUCAUUGGAGGAGCCCCACCUGAAUUCCAACCUCCCCCACUCAGAACUAUUCCUUCUUUUGAAGGCUGUAUCUGGAACCUUGUUAUAAACUCUGUCCCUAUGGACUUUGCACAGCCCGUGUCCUUCAAAAAUGCAGACAUCGGUCGCUGUGCCCAUCAGAAACCCCCUGAGGAUGAAGACGGAGUAGUUCCAGCUGAAACAAUUGUCCAGCCAGAGCCAGGUCCCACCCCAGCCUUCCCUGUACCACCCACCCCAGUCCUGGCACAUGGUCCUUGUGCUGCAGAAACAGAACCAGCUCUCCUGAUAGGGAGCAAACAGUUUGGGCUUUCGAGAAACAGUCACAUCGCAAUUGCAUUUGAUGACACCAAAGUUAAAAACCGUCUCACCAUUGAAUUUGAAGUGCGAACCGAAGCUGAAUCAGGCUUGCUGUUUUACAUGGCUCGGAUCAAUCAUGCUGAUUUUGCCACAGUUCAGCUGAGAAAUGGAUUGCCCUACUUCAGUUAUGACUUAGGAAGUGGUGACACCAACACCAUGAUCCCCACCAAAAUCAACGAUGGCCAGUGGCACAAGAUUAAGAUUAUGCGAAUUAAGCAAGAAGGAAUUCUUGAUGUAGACGGUGCCUCCAACAGAACCAUCAGUCCCAAGAAAGCCGAUAUUCUGGAUGUGGUGGGAAUGCUUUAUGUUGGCGGUCUACCCAUUAACUACACCACCCGAAGAAUUGGUCCAGUGACCUAUAGCAUUGAUGGCUGCAUCAGGAAUUUUCAGAUGACGGAAGCCCCUGCUGAUCUUGAACGGCCAACGUCCAGCUACCAUGUUGGAACGUGUUUUGCACAUGCUCAGAAAGGGACGUAUUUUGAUGGAACAGGUUUUGCCAAAGCAGUUGAUGGGUUCAAAGUGGGAUUGGACCUGCUUGUAGAAUUUGAAUUCCGCACAACGAGAACCACUGGAGUUCUUCUGGGAAUCAGCAGUCAAAAAAUGGAUGGAAUGGGUAUUGAAAUGAUUGAUGAAAAGCUCAUGUUUCAUGUGGACAAUGGCGCCGGUUGGUUCACCGCUGUCUACGACACUGGGAUCCCAGGGCAUUUGUGUGACGGGAAGUGGCAUAAAGUCGUGGCCAAAAAGAUCAAACACCGCGUUGAGCUGACAGUGGAUGGGAACCAGGUGGAAGCCCAGAGCCCAAACCCAGCAUCGACAUCAGCAGAUACAAAUGACCCCGUGUUUGUUGGAGGGUUCCCAGAUGGCCUCAACCAGUUUGGCCUGACAACCAACAUUCGUUUCCGAGGUUGUAUUCGAUUCCUGAGGCUCACCAAAGGCACAGGCAAGCCACUGGAGGUGAAUUUUGCCAAGGCCCUGGAACUAAGGGGCGUUCAACCAGUAUCAUGCCCAGCCAACUAAUAAAAAUAAGUUCAGCUCUAAGAAGGUCCUUUAAAACAAACAUAUCAAGUAAACAAAAUAUAUUUUACCUAUGUAUGUUAUGAAAGUUAAUUUGUGCAUGUAUAUUGAAUUCUUUCCAUAUUUUGAUGGUGCUAAUUCAGAUCCCAGACUGAAUUUUAAUUCACAUUCUUUCUCAAGUCCAUGAAUAUUAAACCUAUUAUUGCAUUCUAAAUAAUUGUUUUGUCUGAUUUUAAGGAUAAAAGGCAACUUGAUCAUAAACUGUUGAAUUUACAACAGUGCCCUGGAGUCAUCUCAAGAAGAGUUCAGAUGUAAUUUGUGAAGGCAACAUUUUUUUUUUUUACUAACUCCUAUUAAUACUUUUAUCAUCCUUUUUCCAUGUAUGUCAGCUUUGGCUUUCUAUCCAGGCCACUAAAAACAAGAGUGGAUUUGGCAUAUGUGAUUGGGAGAAAAUCAACUCCCUUACUCCCUAUAUUUGUGAAAGCAUUAGCAAAUCAUUUCCCUGAUCCAGGUUCAUUAUUAGAGAGUUUAACUAGCCAUAUGAAUGAGUACCUUUUUAUGCUGAAGGUAGAGAGUAUAGAUCAGAUUCAGUCUAGAGAGCUUAAUUACUUGAUUUUCUUGUUUGAUAAUGAUUUAUAGGCUUUGGGGAAACACCAAAACCAAGCUCCAGAAUGACAAUUAAGCAGAUAUUUGCUACUACGGAAUUGAGGCUCUGGGCUCCUUAAGUUUCCAGUGAUGACCACAAUCUAUACAAUCAAUCAUGCUGAAAUGCAUUUUUUUACUUAUCAAGAAACAACAAAAAACUUAAAAGGCACACAUCCUUGAGGCCUUUUGAUUGCAAUUUAACCUAAAAAGUUCAUUUCCUAAAAAAAAAAAUUCUGCAUUUUGUCCUCCUCUUACCCACGAUUUCAGUCAUCUUCAAAGGGUUCUUGAGAACCCAGGCCUGGAUUUUAUUCAUUAACUUAAGAAGGAAACAUUUCAUUUGCCAGCUUCAAUAGAAAUAGUUGUGGUCUAAUAAGGCUGAACAUUUAAAAGAACAGAUUUUUCUCACAGUGGUAAUUUUAGCAAAAGAAGAAUAAUCAGCUCUGACAAUGUUAUCCACAGAGAAAAGAGAGGUGCCGUUUCUAAUCAGAGAGAUGGCUAACACACUUCAGCAUUUCAUCACUGGCUGGUUAGUUGACAGAAUUUGUCCACACAACUUCAUUCUAGAGCAAGUGAUCCUCAGGCUGGCUCCAUUUUGGUAUUACCUGGCAAGCUUUCAAAAAAUUGGUACCUGGUCCAGCGAUUCUGAGAGCCUGAGCAGGAGGAUUUCUACAAAGGGAAGCCUUCCCAAGCAAUCCUGAAGUGCCAUCAGAAUUGAAGACCACUGCUGUAAAAAGAAAAGUUAUCCACUAUGCCAACAAAGAGUUGUGGAGUCAUUUGAGAAUCUUCUGUUAACUUUGUCUUGGCCAUUCUCACACACAUAAAAAAAUAUUGAUAUGAUAUUGACUCAAAUUAAUGCCUUUUGACCAAAUUUUAAGCAAUAAAAUUCUUUGAAAACCAA
Messenger RNA from Sus scrofa (pig), 10996 nucleotides. NCBI's taxonomy places the organism in Eukaryota, Metazoa, Chordata, Mammalia, Artiodactyla, Suidae. The record is from RefSeq and is a predicted model, not a curated record.